Molecule: messenger RNA, 523 nt
Organism: Contarinia nasturtii (swede midge)
Lineage: Eukaryota; Metazoa; Arthropoda; Insecta; Diptera; Cecidomyiidae
Product: general odorant-binding protein 19d-like
Exons: 4
Coding region: 28-504 (158 amino acids)
Molecular function (GO): odorant binding
Source: RefSeq, a predicted model, not a curated record
UUGAAUUUCACGUCAUUCCAUCCAACAAUGGCAAAAUGUGUAGUUCAUUAUUAUUUGAUUGUAAUUUUAGUGACUGGUUUUUUUCAUUCGGUGAAAAGUAUUGAAGGCACCGAAUUUGAACUCCAGAAUCGUGAUGCAAAUUUUGAAGCUAUAUUCAAAUAUGCAAUGAAUACUUGCAAAAUCAAAGAGAGAGUUACGGAUUAUGAUAUCGAACAAAUUGAAAAUAACUUUCUACCAACCACAGAAACGGAAAAGUGUUUUGUUGCCUGUUGGCUUGAAAGCUUCCAUGUGAUCAGAUACAAACGAUUUUAUCGAGAUCAAUACAUAAAACUGUCUACGUAUGGUCAGGAUUUUGAUGGAACGAAAAAGAAAGUCUUACGCCAAAUUUUAUAUAGUUGUAAAAUUCAAGAUUGUCGACUUCAACGAUGCGAACUUGCCUAUCAAAUUAUGAAAUGUGUUCAUGACGGCGCAAAAAAUUUGGGUUUAGAUCCAAAAGAGCUAUGAAAUUUUCAUGUUAAACGAU